Molecule: messenger RNA, 459 nt
Organism: Heterobasidion irregulare TC 32-1
Lineage: Eukaryota; Fungi; Basidiomycota; Agaricomycetes; Russulales; Bondarzewiaceae
Exons: 2
Source: RefSeq, a predicted model, not a curated record
AACAUCCCCUUUCACUUGACCUCUGCCACCUUACUACCUGCCAUCUACUGUGAUGUUCUAAAGAUUCUGCAAAUCAAUCUAGCUUUCUAUCUACUCAUUCAGCAGUCUAAUAAUCGUACCAAUAUUUUAUUGGCCAUGCGGAAGUUGCAGCACCCUCUUUAUACAUUCCAGGAUCUUGUAUUCCUCAUCCCUAACAAUUUCUUUCCAGAUAACCCACCUAAAAAAUUCCUUAUAUUUUUUGACAAGAUCACAGAUUUAGUAAAGGUGAGUCAAUUCCUACAUGCCUGGUUACCUAUGCAAUAUUGCCAGAAAAUCAAAUGGUUUAAUGCUCAUAUGACAGAGCAAUUCCAUGAGACCGAGUUACAAGCCAUAAAGGAUGGUGACAUAUGGGGGCUUCUUUGCACCAAUUCAUUUGGCAUGGGAAUUGACCUGCCAGAUAUUGAACUUGUUAUUCAAUAG